AUGGUCUGCACCAAGUUAUGGGUGGUCAUCGGGUUACUCCUCCAUGGACUAGAAUAUGCCCCUACCCGAGGGGAGGAUGAUGGGGAAGAUGGGGAAGAUGGGGAAGAUAAAUGUUACGAAGAAGGGGAAUGCAGACUGCUUGGGAAGUUUGACUUGAGAGGCUAUGUAAACGCUGAGAAUGCCAUGCAUGUCAUAGGGGGGAUGUUCCCGAUUCACUUCAGGACCAUACUUGAAGAAGAUCCCACCAGCACCCCACCAAUGUCUCCCCAAUGUGAGGGGUUUAAUUUUCGAGGUUACCGCUGGGUCAAGGCCAUGAUUCAUGCCAUUAAUGACAUUAACAAAAGAGAUGACAUCCUACAGGACAUAAAGCUUGGUUACCAGAUCUAUGACACGUGCUUUACAAUGUCGAAGACAGUUGAGAAUUCCUUGGCAUUCCUCACUGGGCAGAACGAAACCACUCCCGUCUUCCGAUGUAGUUCCGGAGCUCCUCUAGCUGCAGUCGUUGGAGCUGGUGGAUCAACCCUCUCUAUUGCCUCUUCAAGAAUCCUUGGGCUUUACUACUUCCCUCAGGUUGGUUACGCCUCCUCCUCAUUACUUCUCUCCGAUAAGUAUCAGUUCCCAACCUAUCUUCGCACCAUCCCAAGUGAUCAGGUACAAUCUCAAGGCAUGGCAGAUUUGGUGCACCAUUUUGGUUGGAGGUGGAUAGGGACAAUUGCAGCCGAUGAUGAUUACGGGAAAUAUGGUGUCAAAGCUUUUAAAGAAAAGGUGGAGAAUGCCUACACCUGCAUUGCCUUCUCAGAAACAAUCCCCAAAAUAUAUUCCCGGACUAAGCUCCUGUCAGUUGUUGAUAUUGUCAGUAAAACCAAUGCCACAGUCAUUGUGGUCUACUCCUCUGAUAUAGACUUCCAGCCUUUAAUGGAUGAGUUAAUCAUCAGCAACAUCACUGCUAAAACCUGGAUAGCAAGUGAAGCAUGGGUCACAUCAGCGUUAAUUGCUAGGCCUGAAUAUUUCCCAGUUCUAGGUGGAACUAUUGGUUUUGCAGUAAAAAGGGGCGAAAUACCAGGACUCAAAGAAUUUCUCCAAGACAUACACCCAAGUAAAGAUCCAGAUGACGACCUGGCCAUUGAAUUUUGGCAGACCGCAUUCAACUGUACAUGGCCCAACAGCAGUGUCUCGUACAAUACAGACAACAGAAAAAAUGUAACUGGCCAUGAGAAUAUUACAGAUUUUUCUUCAGACCAAUUGUGCACCGGAGAGGAGAAGCUUGAAGACCUUAAUAAUACAUACCUAGAUGUUUCACAACUUAGAAUAACAUAUAACGUCUAUAAGGCUGUGUUUGCUGUUGCUUACGGUCUUGACCAGUUACGCCUCUGUCAUGAGAAAGGACCAUUUGAGCCAGAUGGCACAUGCGCCAGUAUAGAUGACUUUGAACCCUGGCAGUUAAUGUAUUACAUGAAGAACAGAAUGCAAUUUGACGUUCUUGGUGAGCAUGUUAACAUAAAUGACAAAGGAGAUGUAUAUACUCCGUAUGACAUUCUCAACUGGCAAAGGAACGAGAGUGAUGAAAUUGCCUUUGUGAAAGUUGGAACAUUUGACAUGCCUAAUGAUGAUAACAGGGAAUUUCACAUCUAUAAUGAAUCAAUAUUUUGGAACAAUCCAGCAGCAUCACGACCACGCUCCGCAUGUAAUAACAACUGCCAACCUGGCUACCGGAAAGGAAUCCUUCAAGGGAAACCUUCAUGCUGUUAUGACUGUAUAAGAUGUGCAGAAGGCCAGAUCAGUAAUAUUACAGAUGCAAGAGAAUGUUCACCAUGCCCAGAAGAUUACUGGUCCAAUGAGCAGAGGAGUGAAUGUGUGCUUAAGGAGGUGGAAUUUUUGGCUUAUGGAGAUGCUUUAGGAAUGACAUUGAUUGCUCUUUCCAUUUUUGGAGCUUGUGUCGUCCUAUCUGUUACUGGUGUCUACAUCAAACAUAGAAACACAGCUCUUGUGAAGGCAAACGACCGUGAACUGAGCUUCCUCAUUCAAUAUUCUCUUGUUGUCACCUUGUUGACGUCCAUUCUCUUUAUUGGUAAGCCAGAAGACUGGUCAUGCCAGUCCCGCCAGGUGACUCUUGCUUUGGGUUUCUCCCUUUGUUUGUCUUGUGUCUUAGGGAAGACUGUGAUGCUCUUCUUGACACACUUGGCCAAAAAUUCAAAGGUUGCUGAGAAAGUCCGGAUGUGGUUCAAGCCAGUUUUCCAAAAAAUUAUUGUCCUCCUUUCCGUCCUGACGGAAGUGGGCAUUUGCACUGCCUACCUCAUCCGUAAUCCUCCCCGUAUGAAUAAAAACACCCAGUUCACAACUCUGAAAAUCAUCUUUGAAUGUGAUGAGGGAUCCAUCUUGUACCUGUGUGUGAUGUUUGGGUUUGAUGUCUUUUUGGCCAUCCUUUCCUUCCUCACUGCCUUUGUUUCUCGAAAGCUUCCCAAUAACUUCAAUGAAGCCAAGUUUGUCAGCUUUGGGAUGUUGGUCUUCUUUAUUGUCUGGAUAUCGUUUGUCCCUGCUUAUUUAAGCACAAGAGGGAAGUUCAAAGUGGCUGUGGAGAUAUUUGCAAUUUUGGCCUCCAGCUUUGGCUUGCUAGGGUGCAUAUUUGUCCCAAAAUGUUACAUUAUUUUAUUGAAACCUGCAAGAAAUACAGAGGAAAUUGUCGGCGGCAGAGCAGCUACAAACGACAAGAGUGCACCACCAACCUCAGCUUCUUGCACCAGUGAAGUUAACAACACUACAGUGUCCACGGUUCUUGAAGAUUAGAAGUGUUUAACUGUUGCUUGUGAAAAUUUUAUUAGUUUUAAUGCACUUUUUGCCUCCCCUAUUCCCAGGGAAGGCAGAUGCCUGGUUUCUGUACAAGUCACACUUCCUGCUUCUUAUGGAAAAACAUACCCAAUUGGCUUGCUGGCAAAAUAAUAUGAAACACUUUU
This is a messenger RNA of Pogona vitticeps (central bearded dragon), 2951 nucleotides long. RefSeq names its product vomeronasal type-2 receptor 1. NCBI's taxonomy places the organism in Eukaryota, Metazoa, Chordata, Lepidosauria, Squamata, Agamidae. Gene Ontology annotation, biological process: G protein-coupled receptor signaling pathway. The record is from RefSeq and is a predicted model, not a curated record. Gene Ontology annotation, molecular function: olfactory receptor activity; G protein-coupled receptor activity. Gene Ontology annotation, cellular component: plasma membrane.